AUGAAGACUGCAUGGCAAAGACUGAUCCGCUUCGUCGCAACUGACGGACGAACACUUUACGGCGAACCAAUCUUAUCGAAUCCAGAUUUCGAUCUCGGAAACACUACGCGAGAGACGGGCCUCAAGGCCAAAGUCAUCUCAGGCACCGAUCUUUACGACACCACCGGUGCCACCAAAGUCACUGAAGAGACCGUCACUGUCCAAAAGCUGCUCGGCCCUCUGUCUCAAGAAGAUGUGCCCAUCGUGCGCUGCAUUGGGCUGAACUACAAGACCCACAUCAAGGAAGCAGGCCGCUCGCCCCCUCCCUUUCCCUCCCUCUUCUUCAAACCCAACACCUCCAUUCACGACCAUGAUGCCGACGUUGUCAUCCCGAAGAUUGCUCAGGAUGAUCAGGCCGACUAUGAGGGCGAACUGUGCGUUGUGAUUGGCAAGGACGCCAAGGACGUAUCAGAAUCCGAGGCCCUUGAUUACGUUGCAGCUUACACCGCUGGCAACGACAUCUCGUCGCGCAAGUUGCAACGCAAUCCCGAGUUUGCUGGAAGAGUCCCACAGUGGAGCUUCUCCAAGGGGUUUGAUACCUAUGCCCCGCUUGGUCCUGCACUGGUUUCAGCGGCUGUCAUCAGAGAACCAGAGAGGUUGAAGUUGAAGACCGUUGUGGAUGGGGAGCUGAGACAGGAUACGGAGUUGGCUGACCUACUGUUCACGGUGCCGUAUAUUAUUUCGUACCUCUCGAGCGGAACGACGUUGAAGAAGGGGACUGUGAUCAUGACCGGGACACCUGGAGGAGUUGGUGCCGGGAUGAAUCCACCCAAGUACCUCGUACCGGGUACGAAGAUGGAGGUAAACAUCUCGGAAAUUGGCACGCUAAGGAAUGGUGUCAAGUUUGCAUAG
Molecule: messenger RNA, 891 nt
Organism: Lasiodiplodia theobromae
Lineage: Eukaryota; Fungi; Ascomycota; Dothideomycetes; Botryosphaeriales; Botryosphaeriaceae
Product: Fumarylacetoacetate hydrolase
Exons: 3
Coding region: 1-891 (296 amino acids)
Molecular function (GO): catalytic activity
Source: RefSeq, a predicted model, not a curated record